This is a messenger RNA of Vespa crabro (European hornet), 2396 nucleotides long. RefSeq names its product pickpocket protein 28-like. The transcript has 12 exons. Gene Ontology annotation, biological process: sodium ion transmembrane transport. The coding region runs from base 18 to 2111 and encodes 697 amino acids. Gene Ontology annotation, cellular component: membrane. The record is from RefSeq and is a predicted model, not a curated record. NCBI's taxonomy places the organism in Eukaryota, Metazoa, Arthropoda, Insecta, Hymenoptera, Vespidae. Gene Ontology annotation, molecular function: ligand-gated sodium channel activity.
AAAAGUAUGCCUCACCGAUGGAGAAAUUAAUGUCCCCGGGGAGACGAAAGAAUCAUCAAGACUCCCGGUGGAAACGAACCCGAGAUUAUAUGUCAAUACGAAGAGUAGAGAAAUCGAGGUAUCUCGAUAAUUUGAAGAUCCUCGAUGAAUCUUUAAUGGGUAAGAAAUAUGAAGAUCCUUCCGAUUCGUUGAAAAUCGGUAAUAAACGCAAGAAACGUGAUAAUAAUUCGCAUAAUACAUUACCGAUCGAAAAUUACCCAACUAACGAUAAGACAACGUUGAAUUAUCUAAGGGAUCAUAGUCCUUAUCUUCCGUACACUAUUAAUACGGUUCAUCUACAAAAUCCAUAUAAAACUCCUCAACGUCUCGAAGGAUACGCUUUGCGUGACGCCAAUUUUAAGGGAAUGUAUCGAUCGAGGGAAUCCACAUUAAGAUCAAGAUAUAAUCGGAACGGUUUAACAACGACGGAUACGAUUACUUCAAAAAAUUACGAGCAAAAUGAAGAAAAACAUGAGAGAAGCAUGAAAAAUGUACAAACAUGUUUAAAGACUACAGAGAUCAAUACCAUUGUGAAACAGUAUUGCUUGAAUAGCACUCUUCAUGGUUUACGUUAUGUCGGAGAUUCAAAAUUAUCAAUCGUAGAAAGAAUUUUUUGGAUAAUUUCUUUUACAACCGCGGUACUAACUGCCACAUAUUAUAUUUGGUUCUUAUAUCAAAAGUGGGUCACAUCUCCCAUUAUAAUUUCCUUAAGUCCUGAACCAAUUUCUCUCAACGAAUUUCCAUUUCCCGCCGUUACCAUUUGCAAUAUGAACAACGUAAAAAAAAGCGAAGCAAAUCGUAUAGAGAAUGGAGAAAAUAUACGUGAGAAAUUAUUGUUGGAGGAUUUUUGCAAUAGCGAAAAUGUCUCGGUUGCUUAUGAUUUAGAACAAGAAGCAGUGGAAUGGAAUGCCAUGCGACAUUUUAUGAUAAAUGUAUCACAAUCAUGUAACGACAUGUUGUACUUAUGUAAAUGGCAUGGCAAUCAAACAGAAUGUGACAAAAUAUUUAAUCCUACGAUGACCGAUGAGGGUAUUUGUUGUAACUUUAAUUCGGUAAAUCGUAAACAUUUGUUUCACGAUCCACGAGAUUGGCCUGAUAUGAACAUUACUUUUGCAUUCACUGGUAUCGAUUGGAAUCCUGAAAUUGGAUAUGAUAAACAAGUUCCAUCAGAUGCCAUACCAUGGAGACCAUAUGGCGCUGGCCUUUUUUAUGGCUUAACUUUAGUCCUUGACGUUGACAUUAAUGAAUAUUAUUGUUCUUCGACAGCUAGUGCAGGCUUUAAAAUGCUACUACACAGCCCCGUAGAAACACCAAAAAUUGCAGAUUUUGGAUUUGCUGUAGCUCCUGGUAAAGAAGUCAGAGUUAUUGUAUCACCUCGAAUAUCGACAGCAAGCAAAUCUAUAAUAUCUAUACCUCAAAGGAAGAGAAAAUGUUUCUUCACAUCAGAGAGAAAGUUGCGUUAUUACAGAACUUACACGCAAAGAAACUGUAUCCUGGAAUGCGAGGCGAAUUUCACACAAAAAAUGUGUCAUUGCGUCCAAUAUUAUAUGCCAAAAUCAUCAAACACUACUAUUUGCGGAAAGAAAGAUGAUCAAUGUGCUACUACAGCACGAAGAGCAAUGGAAAUUAAGCUCUAUGAUGAUAAUCAAUUGAAUAUUACUGAAAUACCAAGCUGUAAUUGUUGGCCAGGAUGUUUUGAACUAAGUUAUAAUUUAGAGAUAUCAGAUAGCAAAUUGUUGAGUAAUUUUGACAUUCAAGAACAGUACAUUAAGAAAAGCCGAAAAUAUUUUACUGAAAAUAUGGCAGUGGUACAUAUUUUUUUUGUGGAGUCUCAAUUUACUAAAUCUAUGAAGAAUGAACUUUUUGGAUUUACAGAAUUCCUCUCAAGUACUGGAGGUCUGCUUGGUCUUUUCAUGGGAUUCAGUUUUCUUUCCGUUAUGGAAAUAUUAUAUUUCAUAACAUUACGAUUAUGGUGUCGUUUAACUGAACAUAAAAAUGUUCCAUCACGUACUAUAGUUCAAGUACAUCCUUUGGAUCAUAAUCAUGGUAUAAUAUAUCCGUUUGCACAAUGAGUUUUAUAUGUGUUAACAAAUAUUAUAAAUCGUUGUAAUUAAUGUCCGUGUGUGUGUGUGUGCAUAUAUAUAUACUUACACAUAUGUGUGUGUGUGUGUGUGUGUUAUAUAGCCAAAAUUUGAAGACUCCAUUAACAAAAAUUACAAGAUAUUCUUCAUUAUUUCUUUUAAUUUCCACCUUUUAGAUUAGUAUAACUAUUACCCUAUCGUAUUUGUAUAUAUUUCUUCAAAAGAAGAUUAACUUGCUUUAUCUAUAAUUAAUAGAAAUUACAACAUUUUUUUCAA